GAUGGGCCAUUGCCAUUGCGUAAACUAAAUGCGCAGCGUCCCUCCCAAAGGGCGUGGCUUCCUGAUGUGCUUCUUUAGCCUUCCGGGAGCUGGAUGCGGAAGACAAACACGAAACUGCUCUUUCGGAAUUCCUGAAACUUCACUGCAAUCGAGGAUUUUUCUGUUAGGUCAGUGUAUAUAUAAACCAUGUGGCCAAAUCAAGGUCCUCCUCCUCCAGUCGGCCCACCAAAUCCUGCCUUUCCUCCUGGCUACAAUCCUGCUUAUCCUGCUGCCCCUCCUCCAGGAGCAUUCCCCCAGCCUCCACCUCCAUACUCUGCUGGCCAGUUCCCAGCUCCUAUGAAUCCAGCCAUGGGACCAUACGGUGCACCAGGGGCAAUGCCUUAUGGAGCUCCUGGACUUCACCCUUAUCCUAUGGCUCCAGGUGGAUAUCCAGUUGUUCCUCCUGCAGGUGUUCACCCAGGUCCAUAUCCACACUCCCCAAAAGGCGGCAAACACAAAGGUUGUCAUCCUCAUCAUGGAGGGCUAAAUCCCAUGUCUGGAGCCUUAGCCGGGGGAGUUGCAGGAAUGGGAAUGGGGCUAGUUGGGCACAAAGCAAACAAAAAGAUGCACAAGAAGAUGAAAAAGGCACACAAACAUAAGCACUACAAACAUGGCAAGUCCUCCAGCAGCAGCAGCAGCAGCGACUCAGACUGAGGCGACUGGUUUGAAGCAUGGCUUUCACAAAAAAAGCUGUGUAACAACAGCACAGCGCAACUAUUAACUACUAACAGUUAACUGUCAAUGCAUUAAAGCAGUUCUUAUAGCCUUUUGCAGAUUUUUGCUGAGUCGCAGCAAAUCUCACAUGUUCAGUAUAAAUGUAUGACACUAGAAA
This is a messenger RNA of Pundamilia nyererei, 871 nucleotides long. It is a transcript of the gene prr13, whose product is annotated as proline rich 13. The record is from RefSeq and is a predicted model, not a curated record. The transcript has 4 exons. Lineage: Eukaryota; Metazoa; Chordata; Actinopteri; Cichliformes; Cichlidae. Bases 187 to 693 code for a protein of 168 amino acids.